UGAAGAUAACACCAAAAAGUCACACAUGCGAUGAAGGAAAAUUUUCGUAAUAAGCAACAUAACCUAAAAUGAAGUGUCAUUGGAACCGAUGAUUAGACUUACAAACUUUAAUAAUUAUAAAAAAUUAAACUUACAAGAAAAGGUUUCUACAAAAUGUUACAUUUCGGAUUUUUGUCGUCUCGAAUCAUAACACAAAAAUUACUUUUAUCAAAUAUAUCUCGAUAUUCAUCAGCAACUACAAUUGUAUUUAAAAACAACUCAGAUAAACCAGAUGAUUUGUCCACAAAACCAAUAGACCUUAAAACACCGAUAGCUUCAACGACAACAAACGUGCAGCAACAAGGAGAUAAAUCAACAAAUCUUGUAGCUGCUGCAUUUGCAUCUUUAAAGUCUGAAACAGUUCUAUCAUCAACAAAAAGCGGUGUAAAGCUAAGACGAAAAAAUGUUACUGAUGAUGUAAUCGAUAAUGCCACGACAGUUGAUGCUUUAUUAUUAAUUGCUGAAGCUCCGAUUGUAUCUCGAAGACAUGCACUUAAGGUGGUCUCCAAAUUGGCAGAUUGGUCAUCAUCAGGAAAAAUCACAAUAUCAGAUUUUGAAACAGAUGUUCGAUUUCAAAAAUUAUGUCGAAUUCUAGGUCGAACUGGAACGUUAAAUAAUAAAAAUACUAAAGUACAAAAUCGGACAGUUAAUGUUGGUGAUGAUUUAUCAACAGUUUUAGGUGUAACGGGUGACGAUGAAGCUGCUAAAUUAGUUGCAACCAUUUCAUUAUCACAAAUGGUGAAAGUUUUAUCGGCGCUAGCACAAAAACGUAGACGCUCGACACCAUUAUUAAGAUCGUUAGCGAAUAAUAUAACAAAUUCAAAUGAAUCGUUAGAUUUAAAACAAUGUGCAGAUGUGUUGUAUGCAGCUGCGGCUCUUACAUUUCCGGAAGUUUCUUUAUUGGAACGUGUGUGUACUGAUUUAACAGCUAAGUUACCUUUAAAUAAGGAUAGAAGUGCUGUUGUUGGAUCGAUUUUAACUAGUAUUGGUAUUUUAAGAUAUAAAAAUACAGCUGUUUUGGAUUUGAUAUCGGAAUGGAUCGUCAAACAUCAUGAUAUUUGCCGACCUCAAGAUACAUUUGCAUUAUUUUUAACACUGGCUAUGGUUUCAUAUCACCCAAGUAAUUCAGCAGAAUUGUAUAAGGUAAUAUUACCGCAAUUAAACAUUGCCGAUGCGGUAAAAUCAACCGUAUGGCUUGAUUUUGUAUGGUCAUUAAUUGUGUUAAAUAUUGCAACCGAAAAAGAUAUUGAAACUGCAUUAAAUCCAGAAUUUAUUAAACGGCUAAAAGAUGAAAAUUGUUUAACAAUUGCGUCAAAAAUAAAACUGUUAAAUAUUCAAGGAUAUGCAAACACAGUAUUUGAUAAAUAUACGGGACCAACAAUACCAGAAGAUUCGGAAAUAGCGACUGUAACAGUUGUACGAUCACGAGAAAAACAGGCUUUAGUUGCGGCAAUGUUAGACUCUCUAGGUAGUUUAUUACCAUCUACUACGUACUUAAAAAGUAAUGUAGAUACUGGAAUGGGGUUUAUUUUAGAUGGUGAAUGCUUAGUCGAUGGAAAAUGUAAUCCACUCCCAGUAUCAGAAAAAUCAGACAAAUCCGGAAUAAAAAUUGCAUUUAUGGCGUACGAUUAUCACGAUUUAUGUCGUGGAAAUCGGUUCGAAUUGAAUGGUAUGAAUAAUUUAGCAAAACGAUUGUUAGAAAAGAAAGGUUAUAACGUAAUUGGUGUAUCACAUACUGAAUUCAAUCCAAGAGAUAAACUAAUCCGACGUGUACAGUAUUUAGAAUCAUGUUUAAAAGAUGUUGUUAAACAACAUUCAUCGAAUUAAAAAAAAUUAUA
Molecule: messenger RNA, 1877 nt
Organism: Chrysoperla carnea
Lineage: Eukaryota; Metazoa; Arthropoda; Insecta; Neuroptera; Chrysopidae
Product: FAST kinase domain-containing protein 4
Exons: 8
Coding region: 154-1866 (570 amino acids)
Biological process (GO): regulation of mitochondrial mRNA stability
Source: RefSeq, a predicted model, not a curated record